CGACUCGCCGACUCAUUGAAAGUGAGAGACAGAGAGACAUUUGGAGAAACAAAUUCUACUUUCUUCUUCUUCUUCUUCUUCUUCUUCUUCAUUCUCUGACUCUCGACUCAGAUCCAGUACUGAAGAAGUGAAUAUCACUCACCAUCAUGGUCAAAGACAGAGAGCAAAACUCUAAUAAGGAGAAGAAGCUCCUCGUCAGCCUCAUAUGGAACUUCUCCACCGAGCUCAAGCUCAUCCUCAUGGCGUUACUCGUUAUAUUCACUCUAGCCACUCUCUUACCUUUCAUACCUUCCUCAUUCUCACUCUCCGCCUCCGACUUCCGCUUCUGCAUCUCACGCUUGUCCUCCGUCAACACCACCACCACAACCCCAACAAAACUCUCACCCGAAAACAACACAACCACGGAGCUAGUCCUAGACCGAGUUUUAGAUAACGGCGUUAUCAAACGGACGUUUACCGGCUACGGCUCAGCAGCUUACAACUUCGUAUCGAUGAGCGCUUACAGAGGCGGCGUCAACACUUUCGCCGUCAUCGGCCUAUCCUCCAAACCCCUCCACGUGUACUCCCAUCCUUCUUACCGCUGCGAGUGGGUCCCUCUCGACCCGACUCACGACCCGGUUUCCACAACCGGGUCUAAAAUCCUAACCGACUGGGGAUACGGACGGAUCUACACAACCGUCGUCGUCAACUGCACUUUCCCAUCAACCACCACCCCCGUCGGAGGUAACCUCAUCCUCCACGCCACCACCGGAGAUCCAUCCCUAAACCUCACCGACUCCAUCCCCGUCCUAACGGAGCCACCAAACUCCGUCGACCUCACCCUCUACACCUCCUCAACCAAGAAGAAGCAGUACGACUACCUCUACUGCGGCUCGUCUCUCUACGGGAACCUGAGCCCGCAACGUGUCAGAGAAUGGAUCGCGUACCACGCGAGGUUCUUCGGAGAACGGUCGCAUUUCGUGCUCCACGACGCCGGAGGGAUCCACGGGGAUGUGUUCGAGGUUCUGAGGCCGUGGAUCGAGCUAGGGAGAGUGACGGUGCAUGAUAUAAGGGGGCAGGAGCGGUUCGAUGGGUAUUAUCAUAACCAGUUCAUGGUCGUGAAUGAUUGCUUGCAUAGGUAUAGGUUCGCGGCCAAGUGGAUGUUCUUCUUUGAUGUCGAUGAGUUUAUGUAUGUUCCGGAGAAGGAGACGAUCUCGUCGGUUAUGGAAUCUUUGGAGGAAUAUUCUCAGUUUACUAUUGAGCAGAUGCCGAUGAGUAGUAAGAUUUGUUACUCCGGUGAUGGUCCUGCGAGAACUUACAGGAACUGGGGAUUUGAGAAAAUGGCAUAUAGAGACGUCAAGAAAGUUCCAAGACGGGACCGCAAAUACGCGGUCCAGCCGAGUAAUGUAUUUGCGACGGGUGUCCACAUGUCUCAGAACUUACAAGGGAAAACAUACCACAAGGCCGAGGGCAAGAUCCGUUACUUUCACUACCACGGCUCCAUCUCUCAGCGCCGUGAGCCUUGCCGUCACCUUUUCAACGACUCUCGAGUUGUUUUCGAGAACAAUCCUUAUGUGUUGGACACUACGAUCCGCGAUGUUGGCCUCGCUGUCAAAACUUUCGAGAUGAGAACGAUCGGUAACCGGUUGCUUAGGACACGGCAAUGAGAAUAUAAAGAAAAAAUGGAUUAGUGAAUGUAUUCAUCUCUAGAAAAGAAUUAUUAGAAACUUAAUCAAAGAUGGGGCUGAUGUUUUACUUUAUUGUUUUAUUUUGGGUAUUCUUUUAUUAUAUUGUAUCAUAACUUGGAUAUGGAUGGAUUCAUAAAUACAGCUUAAAACUCGGUA
This is a messenger RNA of Raphanus sativus (radish), 1823 nucleotides long. RefSeq names its product galactan beta-1,4-galactosyltransferase GALS3. NCBI's taxonomy places the organism in Eukaryota, Viridiplantae, Streptophyta, Magnoliopsida, Brassicales, Brassicaceae. The record is from RefSeq and is a predicted model, not a curated record. The transcript has 2 exons. The coding region runs from base 147 to 1646 and encodes 499 amino acids.